Messenger RNA from Fundulus heteroclitus (mummichog), 7669 nucleotides. Its product is annotated as zinc finger SWIM domain-containing protein 6. The record is from RefSeq and is a predicted model, not a curated record. The coding region runs from base 47 to 3550 and encodes 1167 amino acids. The transcript is spliced from 14 exons. Lineage: Eukaryota; Metazoa; Chordata; Actinopteri; Cyprinodontiformes; Fundulidae. Gene Ontology annotation, molecular function: zinc ion binding. Gene Ontology annotation, cellular component: Cul2-RING ubiquitin ligase complex.
AACUCGCAGAGCGCCGCCCACCGCUCCAAAUAAGGGCAGCCUUCCCAUGUACGGCAAACAAUCGGUUCGAGAUUGCCUUUUUUCCUCUUCCUUAUCCAGUUUAUAUGAUCGGAGAGGAACUGCGCUUCAGGUUGGAAGCGGUGCGAUCAUGGCCGAGCGAGUCCAGCAGCCCCCAGCCAAGCGGCUCUGCUGCCGGCCCGGCUACAACCCGGCGUGCAGGCAGGGGCAGCGGGCUGGAGGAGUCCCGUGCGGCGGCGCAGGCUCCGCUCCGGGAGGGUCCGGGAACGGGAAAACGCACAACCCCGAGUCGCUGCUCGACAUCGCGGCGCGCAGGGUCGCGGAAAAGUGGCCGUUCCAGCGCGUGGAGGAGCGGUUCGAGAGGAUCCCGGAGCCCGUGCAGCGGAGGAUCGUUUACUGGUCGUUCCCGCGGAGCGAGAAGGAGAUCUGUAUGUACUCUUCUUUCAACGCCGGAGGAGAGGAAAGUGGAUCUAGCGGGGACAAUAAUGACGAGACCCAGCUGCCUUUCCUGCGGGGUGUCACUCUGCUGGAGGGUGGCUGGGUGGACAACGUUUUGCAAGUCGGUUUCCACCUGAGCGGCACGGUGACGGACCCCGCCACGCCCUCGUCCCCGGAGCUCGUCUGCAGCGUCAGCGUCAGCUUCGACCGCUGCAAGAUCACCGCCGUGACGUGCACCUGCGGCAACAAGGACAUCUUCUACUGCGCCCACGUCGUGGCGCUGUCACUUUACAGGGUGCGCAAGCCCGAGCAGGUCAAGCUGCACCUGCCCAUCUCGGAAACCCUCUUCCAGAUGAGCAGAGACCAGCUGCAGAAGUUCGUCCAGUACCUCAUAUCGGUCCACCACACCGAGGUGUUGCCUACGGCGCAGAAACUGGCCGACGAGAUCCUGUCGCAGAACUCUGAGAUCAACCAGGUCCACGGGGCCCCGGACCCUACAGCCGGAGCCAGCGUGGACGACGAGAACUGCUGGCACCUGGACGAGGAGCAGGUCCAGGAGCAAGUCAAGCUGUUCCUGUCCCAGGGGGGCUACCACGGCUCGGGAAAGCAGCUCAACCUGCUCUUCAGCAAGGUGAGGGAGAUGCUGAAGAUGCGCGACUCCAACGGAGCGAGGAUGUUAACACUGAUCACAGAGCAGUUCAUGGCCGACCCUCGGCUGGCGCUGUGGAGACAGCAGGGCACCACCAUGACCGACAAGUACAGACAGCUCUGGGACGAGCUCGGCGCUCUGUGGAUGUGCAUCGUGCUGAACCCCCACUGCAAACCCGAGCAGAAGUCGUCGUGGCUGCGGCAGCUGCGGCGAUGGAACAGCGUGGACGUCUGCCCCUGGGAGGACGGCAACCACAUCAACGAGCUGCCCAACCUUACCCACUCACUGCCCCAGGGCGCUCACGGUAACCAAGAGAUGCGACCCCACAGGACUGUGUUCACACGAGCCAUCGAGGCCUGCGACCUGCACUGGCAGGACCGACACCUCCAGCACAUCAUCGCCAGUGACCUCUAUGCCAACUACUGCUACCAUGACAACCAGGAGGGCUCCCUCUUCGACUCACGCGGCUGGCCCUUGUGGCAUGAACACGUCCCCACGGCCUGCGCUCGGGUCGACGCCCUGCGCUCGCACGGCUACCCGAGAGAAGCCCUCCGCCUGGCCAUCGCUGUGGUGAACACGUUACGGAGGCAGCAGCAGAGGCAGCUGGAGCACUUUCGACGACACAAAAAAGAGUUGCUCCAUAAAGGCCAUACCUCCAUAACCAACAUGGAGGGCUGGGUGGGGCACCCUCUGGACCCCAUCGGCACCCUGUUCAGCACCCUGACGGAGUCGGGACGAGCGGGCGAGGAAGGCUCCAACAUCUGCUUGGACCUCUCAGACUGCUCCAGCGUCGUGACCCGGGCUGACCUCCAGCGGAUGCCCGUGCAGCGGCUUCUGGGGGACGGCGAGUCGUACAUGGCGCUGGCGGUGGAGACGGCUCUGAUCGGCCUGGGCCAGCAGCGGGUGAUGCCCGACGGGCUGUACGCUCAGGAAAAGGUGUGUCGCAACGAGGAGCAGCUGUUGGCCAAGCUGCAGGAAGUGGAACUGGACGACUCCCUGGUCAAGAUCUUCCGUAAACAGGCCGUCUUUCUGCUGGAGGCUGGUCCGUACUCCGGCCUCGGAGAGAUCGUCCACCGAGAGAGCGUCCCCAUGCACACCUUCGCUCGCUAUCUCUUCACCUCUCUGCUACCUCACGACGCUGAACUGGCGUACAAAAUUGCACUGAGAGCCAUGCGGUUGCCGGUGUUGGAGUCCACGGCGUCGUCCGGCGAUCUGUCGCGGCCUCACCACAUCGUGUCUGUAGUCCCCAACCGCUACCCGCGCUGGUUCACGCUGAGCCACAUCGAGUCUCAGCAGUGUGAGCUGGCCUCCACCAUGCUCACUGCGGCUAAAGGUGACAGUCGGAGGUUAGAGACGGUCCUGGAGUCCAUCCAGAAAAACAUUCACUCCUCGUCUCACAUCUUCAAACUGGCGCAGGACGCGUUCAAGAUCGCCACUCUCAUGGACAGCCUCCCGGACAUCACUCUUCUCAAAGUUUCUCUGGAGCUUGGACUGCAGGUCAUGAGAAUAACUCUGUCCACGUUAAACUGGAGGAGGAGAGAGAUGGUGCGCUGGUUAGUCACGUGUGCCACUGAAGUCGGUGUCUAUGCACUGGACAGCAUCAUGCAAAGCUGGUUCACACUCUUCACCCCCACGGAGGCCACCAGCAUCGUGGCCACCACCGUCAUGUCCAACAGCACCAUAGUUCGCCUGCACCUCGAUUGCCACCAGCAGGAGAACCUGGCCUCGUCCGCCCGCACGCUUGCCCUGCAGUGUGCCAUGAAGGACCCCCAGAACUGUGCCCUCUCCGCCCUCACGCUCUGCGAAAAGGACCACAUUGCCUUCGAGACAGCUUACCAGAUUGUACUGGACGCUGCAGCAACGGGAAUGAGCUACACGCAGCUGUUCACCAUUGCGCGGUACAUGGAACACCGGGGCUACCCGAUGCGAGCGUACAAGCUGGCGACGUUAGCCAUGGCUCACCUGAACCUCAGCUACAACCAGGACACUCACCCGGCCAUUAACGACGUACUGUGGGCCUGCGCGCUCAGCCACUCGCUGGGCAAGAACGAGCUGGCCGCCGUCAUCCCCCUGGUGGUGAAAAGCGUGAAGUGCGCCACCGUGCUGUCUGACAUUUUGCGGCGGUGCACGCUCACCACCCCGGGCAUGGUGUCGGCGCUGCACAGCCGCAGGAACUCUGGGAAGCCGAUGUCGCUGGACAAGGCGCCGCUCAGGCAGCUGCUGGACGCAACCAUCGGGGCCUACAUCAACACCACGCACUCGAGGCUAACGCACAUCAGCCCGCGGCACUACAGCGAGUUCAUCGAGUUCCUGGGCAAGGCCCGGGAGACGUUCAUGAUGGCUCACGACGGACACAUCCAGUUCACCCAGUUCAUAGACAACCUGAAACAGAUUUACAAGGGCAAAAAGAAACUGAUGAUGCUCGUGCGGGAGCGGUUCGGGUGAAGGGCAGCGGCCCCUCAACCACUCUAGUACUUUUAUAUUAACUUGAGUCUGCCUUUUGAACUUUUUUUUUUUUGGACUAACAGACAGGUAAGAGGGAUGUGACUUGUAGGAUGAAGCAAAAAGAGAACGGAAAAGAUGACAAAAAAAUCAAGAGCCACAUGCGGUAUUAUUGUUCUUGCUGUUGUUAUUGUUAUAAACAUUAUUGCUAUUAUUAUUAUUAUUAUUAUUAUUAUUAAUAUUAUUACUAUUAUGUGUACAGAAGCAUUUUUUUAUUUUUAAGGAGAGAGGAAAUUUGUCACAUUGUGAAUGUUUUGUGUACUUCUCUACAUGUGCGCGAGAUGAAGAUGAAACGUGAAAUGGCUUUGUGUUUGUUUUUUUUUGUUUUUUUUUAUAUAUAUAUAUUUUUAUGAUUUUCAAACAUCUUUAUCCCCCAUUCUCAGUGUAUAUUGAGUUUUAGGUUAAUGAGUGGCUGUAGCCUUUGUACAAUAGCGCUCAUGUUAAAAACAAAAGACCAAUUUCAACGUCGCGGUAUCCUCAAAGAGAAACUAAGGCUUUAAAAUUACACAGAGCACCUCCCUCGGUCUAGGCCCUAGCUGAUGGGCACUGGGCAGCAUUGCACAGCUUAGCUCGGCUCGGCACAGCUUGGGUUAGCACUGACAUAAAAUGGCGCCAUCAGCAUUUCCUCGCGUAUAGCAGCAGCACUUGAGGAGCCUUUUAGCUUUCUCUGGGUCACUCCAUACAACAAUGCUCUUAGCUAACUCUUGUUCUUCUUAUCGUUGUCGUUAUCGUCGUAAAAAAAAAACUUUCCCCACCCGGUCUUAGACGCAGGAGCUGCAGCGAUUGACGCAUCAGGAAUUGAAGUAGUAUCUCUACAUUACGGUAAACGUAGGGCAGCUGGAGCCCUUUGGCGCUGAAAGUGAACGGAUUUGUGGCGCUUUUUGCGAAAGUAUUUACACCUCUUGAACUUUUCCUCGUUUUUGUCACAGCCACAAACUUCAAUGCGUUCUGUGGAGAUUUGAUGGUUUUGACCAAACGCAAAGUAGGGAAAGUAUAUAAAGUGUAUUUGUGGAGCGGAAGGAAAAUGAUGCGUCAUUUUUUUUUUUAUUUUAUUUUAUUUUUUUUAGUUUUUAUUAAAGGAUUUACAAAUCUGAAAAGUGUGCCAUUCACACGCAUGCAUUCAGCCCCUGAGUCAAUAUUUUUCUAGAAUGGUUUGGGGUAUGUCUGACUGAAACUUUUGCCCAUUCUUCCUUGCAAAAACUCUCAAGCUGAGUCUGAUUGAGAUGAGGGUGUCUGAACAGCCAAUUAAAAGUCUGGCAACAAAUUAUCAGUUUGAUUUAGGUCUGGUCUAAACCAUACAAUUGUUGCUCUGGCUUUAUGGUUAAGAUCUUUGUUCUGCUGGAGGGUGAACCUCCAACCCCGUCUCAACUCUUUUGCAGCCUCUAACAGCUUGUACCCCAGGAUUGCCCUGUUUUUAGCUCAAUCUAUAGUAAGUUAGAGUUUCUUCACGAUGAUGUGCAUAGUUGGUUUUCUAAAAGAAAUAGCGCUUUGUAAGCAACCUAAAAGUUUAAUUUUGGUGUCAUCUGACCAGAGGACCUUCUUCCACACGUCGGGGUGUCCUUUCCAUGAUUUGUGGUAAAUCCCAAAUAGGACUUUUUAUGCCUUCUAUUCCCACCCAACACUGGCGCUAUUUAAUAAAAGCCAUGUUUGGGGGAAUGCACAACUAUGUUGAGGUCAGGUUUAUUUAAAUAAAAAGUUUAAAGCAAAACCAUAGUACCACAGCGCCAAACAUGUCUGAUUCACACAAGUACUGAACCAUUAAGGCAAGAUACAACAGUGAAACAUUUAAAAAUCCAUAAAAAAAUAUGCCAAUUAAAAGUUUUUAAAAGCAGAGGCUUGAAUAAAAGAAACAAAACAAAGAAUUAAGGUUGUCAGGUCUAUGGGUUCUCCCACCUGAGCUGUGGAUCUCUGCAGUUGCUCCAGAGUUACAACGAGCCUAUUGGCUGCUUCUCUAAUGUUUUUCUUGCCUGGCCUGUCAGUUUAGAUGUUCAAAGCUUUGGAGGCAUUGUUUUGUCUGGAACUUUAUUCCUGACCCUCUUCACGAUUCUGUUUGUUCACUAAAUGUUCUCUAGGGCUAUCAGAGUAAACGGGGGGGCUGAAUGCAUAUGCAUGCCACACUUUUCAGACUCAAAAAGAGUUCAAGGGUAUGAAGACUUUUGUAAGGGGCUACAGUUUCAGUUAUUUUGCGUAAGAAAUUCCUGGGGGGAGACGACUACCUCAUAACGCGGUAUUGAACCUGCUCCCAGUUUCUGUUUUCAUGAUAUUUAUUGGCUACGAUAGCUGACAGUGUUAAUUAAAAAAAAAAUGCUGAGAUCCAGUCUAGGGUGGAAACAAAGAGUCAGACUCCUCCUGAAGUCCUUCCUACGCUCUGCUGCCCCUCCCUCGUCCUCGCUGCCCUCUCACUGUACGGUAUUUUCCAGCCCAGGCCAGUGUCACUUCCCUCUGUGCAUGUGAAUCACGGACAUUUAGACUUUCUACUGUUAUAUUUCGUCACGUGGAACAUUCAGCGACCGGAACGUUCUCAGGGAUUUUCUCUUACGCAGGAAAACAGGAAAAGUCGGAAACAAAAAAACGAACGUCUCACUUCGAGGAUGGAAGAAAAAGAAAAAGAAAAAGAAAAAAGAUGAUUAAAAAGAACCACGACAUGAGCAAGCAUUUAUUGUACUCUGUAUAUAUGCCAUAAUAUAUGUCUGGAUAUGGAGGAUCUGAAAGUAUAUGUUAACUAAUUUAUACAGAGUAUUCUAUGUAAUGUGAAAUACUUGAAGCCGCUGUAGUUUGCUCUCUGUCUCUCUCUCUUCCUCCCUCGCUCUCUGGCUCUCCAUCUCUCCAUCUCUUUCUCUCUUUUUUUUGUCUUCUCUUAUGUUCCUCUUUUGUUCAAAUCAACAUAUCAGAGAGACUAGCAUGACCUGCUUGAAGGUAUUUUUUUAUUUUUUAUUUUUAUUUUUUUUUGGACUCACAAGGCCACAAACGUUCCCGUUGGACACCCUGGAUAUUUUUGUCGGAAACGCAGGAUCACGUUCAGAGAGGACGACUUGGCUUCAUUCCUGCUGAUUGGUGCGUGGAAAAAGGGGGAGGGAGCUAGACUACUUCAGGUUUACUGGUCAGCAACACACAUGAUUUAUGAAGAUACUGGUCCAUGUCAGCUGUCACACCAGACUGCACUAGAAAAUCCUGUUUGGGGAGGGGGGGGGGGGGUAAUUAGGGGAAAUCUGGUUAAAAAUGGCGUCAUGUUUUUGUCCAGCCUUUUAAUGCAUUUCUGGAUAGUUCUCCGACGCAGUCCAUCUCAUUUUUGCUACAAAUAUAACCGUGGCCAGGGCAGUUUUGCCAUAAGCAGAAGCGAUUAGGGUCCCUGUUAGUAAUAACACACAGGUUCAGUAUCACAGAUCCAGCUUUUAGAAAGUGAGUCUACUCAGUUCUUCCAUCAGUCGCUGAAGAACUUACAGUGUCUCGUCUGCAAAGUUCAGCGCUCCUGUCUCAUUACUUGCGUCUUUUUUUUUUAUCUUAUUUUUCAUUUUUGUCUCGUCUGUGUUGUGUUGAUGAAAGAUAAAACAAAAAAGCAGCCUUUUCUCUUGCCUUUUCUUAACGCUUUAAAGUAACCAAACAGAAGAUCUAUCUAACAACCAAACGCGUUUGAAAGAGGUGAGAUACAACCAACCUUUUUGGUCCCAGCUUUAGUGUCCUUAAUUAGUAAGUGAAUGGAUGUGUAACUCCAUGCUUUAACAAAGCAAUUCCUCAUGCCUGUUUGAUGGGAAAAAAAAAAAUAUGUCGUCCAGUGUCUCCUGUUCUCUUUGGAAACGAUUUCCUCUUGAGUCGUCGAGCUGUUUUUUUUUUUUUUUCUACUUUUUUUCUUUUUUCUUUUUUUUGGUUUGUGUAGGAAUCUUCUGCGCUCCCGUUUUAUUUAUUACAAUGACCCAUGUAUACAUGCUUAUGAAAUUAAGAUUUGAUACACCGAUAUCAAUUUAUUUAUGUAACUAAAUCACUGUUUUAUAAUCUUGUUAAUGAGUCAAUAAUUGAUUUUUUUUUUGUUUUGUUUUAAUAAAAGUUAGUUUUUUGAACUGUAAA